AGUGAAGUUUAAAAGGCUGUUACAUUCAUGCUCGUUCUCAAUACGUUUACGAUACUCAUUCGAGUCGCUUUUAUAGUUUUUAUGUCAUUGUUGUCUAUGAAUAUUAUUCGGCACUUUACUAGCAGUGCUAAAAAAAUGGCUGUGCUCGCGCCUGCAAUAUUCGUCAACCAUGGGGGCGGUCCGAUGCCUUUACUGGGUGAAAAGGAUCAUGUAGGACUUACAAUAUUUCUCCGGGACGAAGUUAAGAAACAUGUUAAUUUUAAGGACGUAAAAGCGAUCAUCCUCGUCACUGCGCAUUGGGAGGAAAGUAAAGUCACGAUAUCAUCGGGGAAACAUCACGAUUUAUACUUUGACUACUACGGUUUCCCGCCAGAAACUUACAAAUAUAGAUACGACGCACCAGGAGAUCCAGAACUGGCCGAAAGAAUCCAAACAGAACUAAAAAAAGCGGGCAUAGAUUCUAAAUUGGACCCUAAAAGAGGUUGGGACCAUGGAGUUUUUGUACCAAUGAUGCUAAUUAAUCCUAACGCUGACAUUCCAAUAGUACAAUUAUCUGUGCUAUCCAAUCAAGAUCCAGAGCAGCAUUAUAACCUUGGAAAAGCUUUGUACCAAUUCCGUAAAGAAGGUGUAGCUAUCAUCGGUUCAGGAAUGUCGUAUCACAAUAUGUAUGAAUUUAGAUACAGUCGCAACGCUGGGCAAGUUGUAAACAAAGAAUUUGAUGAAUAUUUGACCAAAGCCUGUACAUCUAGCAAUGAGAAAAGGAAGCAAGAUUUAAUUGCUUGGGAUUCUCAGCCUGGGGCAAGAGAUGCUCAUCCUCCACGGGCUGCUGAGCAUUUGAUGCCAUUGAUCGUGAUUGCUGGAGCUGGUGGUCAGGGUCCAGGGGAGAGGAUAUUUAAUUGGGAUAUGAGUGGUACUUUUAGACUUAGUGGGUUUAUAUGGAAAGGGGAAUAAUAUAUAUAUAUGACCAUUUGACACAGUUAA
This is a messenger RNA of Melitaea cinxia (Glanville fritillary), 981 nucleotides long. Its product is annotated as dioxygenase tasH-like. The transcript has a single exon. Bases 28 to 951 code for a protein of 307 amino acids. The record is from RefSeq and is a predicted model, not a curated record. Gene Ontology annotation, molecular function: zinc ion binding; ferrous iron binding; oxidoreductase activity, acting on single donors with incorporation of molecular oxygen. Lineage: Eukaryota; Metazoa; Arthropoda; Insecta; Lepidoptera; Nymphalidae.